Stomoxys calcitrans (stable fly) is the source of this 1127-nucleotide messenger RNA. RefSeq names its product alpha-tocopherol transfer protein-like. The record is from RefSeq and is a predicted model, not a curated record. Gene Ontology annotation, cellular component: membrane. The transcript has 3 exons. Lineage: Eukaryota; Metazoa; Arthropoda; Insecta; Diptera; Muscidae. The coding region runs from base 78 to 1007 and encodes 309 amino acids. Gene Ontology annotation, molecular function: phosphatidylinositol bisphosphate binding.
AUUAGCAAAUACUAACCACCUUACGCGUAUUUUUAAAAUUUUUGUUCACAUAUCUUGUCAUCAGUUUAAAACAAGAAAUGGUACAAAUAAGACGUUUGCCGGACGAACUGCAAAACGUAGCAGCCAAAGAGUUGGGCGAGGUGGAAUCCAGAAUACCCGAGGACUUGCAGGCCUUAAAGACAUGGAUUAAACAACAACCUCAUCUUAAAGCGCGUACCGAUGACCAAUUACUCAUCCAAUUCCUAAGGGGUUGCAAAUACAGUUUGGAGAAAGCAAAGAACAAAUUGGAUUUGUACUAUUCCCUCAAAACCAAAUAUCCCCAAAUGUUCAACCCAACCGAUGUGGAUUCACCCAAAUUUAGAGAAGUUCAUAAUCUCGCAUUGUACACACCUUUACCAAAACCGCUGUUCGAAAAUGAGGCACGCAUAUGGGUAUGCCAGUUAAAUUACUCAGCUGACCACUACCAUAUCGAAGAUAUGUAUCAUCCAUCAUCCGCCAUGUUUGAAUUGUCCUUGCUCAAUGAUCCAUUUGCCGGUGUCCAUGGAAUAAUUUUGAUUUUUGAUUAUAGCAAAGUGACAUACGGUCAUUUGGCACAGUUCACACCGAACUUCCUGAAGAGGGUUGUCUCAUUUCUGGAAAACUCCAUGCCUUUUCGAAUUCGCGCAGCUUAUUUUACGCAUGUUCCUUCAUUUGCACAGCUUAGUAUGAAGCUUAUAUUAAGUUUGGUUUCCGAGAAAAUAAGAAAAAGAUUGUUUAUUUUGGGGUCAGACAUCAAGGAAUUAUCUCAACACAUACCCUUGGAGUAUUUGCCUAUGGAGUACGGUGGUAAAAAUGGUUCAAUGAAGCAAGUGACACAGGAUUAUCAUAAGGUCUUUGAUGAAUAUCGAGAAUACUUCAAAGAGAACGCCAAUUAUGGUACAGAUGAAACAAAGCGUCCCGGUAAGCCACUCGAUUUAGAUGGUCUCUUUGGAGUGGGAGGUUCAUUUCGAAAACUAGAUGUAGAUUAAUUUUGUUAUCGUUGCUAUUGUUGUUAACAUUAAACGUAUAUCUGUGCUUGGCAAAAUGCUUUAAUACAAAUUAAUUUGAAUAUCAAUGGUUAAUAAAUCACAAUGAAAGUCAUUAGCUUA